UUGGCUGUGCAGAGUGUGGUGAAAUACUUGAACGUGGACCGUGAGUCCUGCAGCCUGUAGGGUCCUCGGCGGGCUGGACGCCGGGCGCACGGCCGUUGCUUCGCUUUUACCUGUGGGUUUGUCUGUUUCCCAUUGGUUUCAGGGGCGACCCCGCGCUGUGUGUGCGCUGAGGCCGCUGGGGCAGCGGAGGUGCCCCCCACGGAGAAGCGAGCCGGGCCGGCGUCCCGUGGGGAAGAUGAGCGGCAGCGGCACCAGCGCCAGGUCCAGCCACCUGUCUCAGCCGGUCGUGAAGAGCGUGCUGGUGUACCGCAACGGGGACCCCUUCUUCGCGGGCCGCCGCGUCGUCAUCCAUGAGAAGAAGGUGUCCAGCUUCGACGUCUUCCUGAAGGAGGUGACGGGCGGCGUUCAGGCGCCCUUUGGGGCCGUCAGGAACAUCUACACCCCGCGGACCGGGCACCGCAUCCGGAAGCUAGAGCAGAUCCAGAGCGGGGGCAACUACGUGGCUGGGGGCCAGGAAGCCUUCAAGAAACUCAAUUACUUGGAAAUAGGAGAAAUCAAGAAAAGACCAAUGGAAGUUGUUAAUUCAGAGGUAAAACCAGUAAUCCACAGCAGGAUCAAUGUGUCAGCUCGCUUUAGAAAACCACUCCAGGAACCCUGCACUAUCUUCUUGAUUGCAAAUGGAGACCUUGUCAGCCCAGCUUCUCGCCUCCUCAUCCCUAGAAAAGCCUUGAAUCAGUGGGAUCGUGUACUACAGAUGGUCACAGAAAAAAUAACUCUGAGGAGUGGGGCUGUCCACAGACUUUAUACUUUAGAAGGAAAACUGGUUGAGAGUGGGGCAGAGUUGGAGAAUGGACAGUUUUAUGUGGCCGUCGGCAGAGAUAAGUUUAAGAAAUUGCCUUACAGUGAAUUACUUUUUGACAAGUCAACAAUGAGAAGGUCUUUUGGUCAGAAACCUUCUUCACUACCUCCUAUCGUAGGAUCCAGAAAGUCUAAGGGGAGUGGAAAUGAUCGCCAAUCUAAGUCAACAGUCGGAUCCAGCGACAACUCAUCUCCUCAGCCCCCAAAGAGGAAAGGGAAAAAAGAAGAUGCGAAUUCGGAAAAACCCACGAAAGAGAAACAAAAUGUAAAGUUAAAGGAUUCACCACAACCAAUUCCGAACAGUGCUCCCAAGGAACUUGUGAUGUUUAGACUCCUGAUGAAUGAUGGGGAGCAGGUGCAGUGCCGGGGAAGCAUGACUGAAUGUGAUGACCUUGCUGGGUGA
Messenger RNA from Ceratotherium simum simum (southern white rhinoceros), 1261 nucleotides. The record is from RefSeq and is a predicted model, not a curated record. Lineage: Eukaryota; Metazoa; Chordata; Mammalia; Perissodactyla; Rhinocerotidae.